Molecule: messenger RNA, 3531 nt
Organism: Lytechinus pictus (painted urchin)
Lineage: Eukaryota; Metazoa; Echinodermata; Echinoidea; Temnopleuroida; Toxopneustidae
Product: DNA replication licensing factor mcm5-like
Exons: 16
Coding region: 168-2366 (732 amino acids)
Biological process (GO): double-strand break repair via break-induced replication; DNA replication initiation; DNA replication
Cellular component (GO): MCM complex; nucleus
Molecular function (GO): single-stranded DNA binding; DNA replication origin binding; single-stranded DNA helicase activity
Source: RefSeq, a predicted model, not a curated record
GAGAAACGCAAAUUAUUACAAAGAAACGAGUUGUGUCUUCAAAUCCCGGAAGUCGUAGUUUCGCGCCAGCUUUAGUUCACGUGGUUUAUUAUUCCCGCGAAGUUCAUAACAAAGAUUUGGAUUCUGAUCUAAAAGAAUACGUGCUCUCUGACUGAUUGUGCUCCAAAAUGGCAGGAUUUGAUGAUCCAGGAAUCUUUUUCUCUGACAAUUUUGGAUCAGAAGAUCAACCUGAUGAUGGCAGGAUUAAUCGAGCCGCCUUGCAACGUCGUUUCAAGGACUUUCUUCGAAAGUUUCAUGAUGCAAACUUUUCCUACAAAUACCGAGAUGAGCUUAAGCGUCAUUACAACUUGGGUCACUACUUCUUGGAGAUCAGUCUUGAUGAUUUGGCCAGCUUUGAUGAAGAUUUGGCUGACCAAUUACAAAAACAACCAGCUGAAUACCUUCCAUUGUUUGAGGAAGCAGCUAAGGAAACCGCUGAUGAAGUGACAAGACCCAGGCCUGAAGAAGAUGAAGAUGUCCAAGAUAUUCAGAUCAUGCUCAAAUCUGAAGCCAACCCCAUCCCAAUCAGGAACCUGAAAUCUGAAGAGGUCUCAAAGCUUAUCAAGAUUCCAGGUAUUGUGAUUGCUGCAUCAGCAAUCCGUGCUAAGGCAACACGCAUUACCAUCCAGUGUCGUAGCUGCAGGAACUAUGUACCUAAUCUAACUCUUAAGCCCGGGCUAGAGGGUUACACCAUGCCUCGUAAAUGCAACACUGAUCAGGCGGGAAGACCUAAGUGCCCAUUGGAUCCAUUCUUUAUUGUACCAGACAAGUGUAAGUGUGUAGACUUUCAGAUUUUGAAGCUUCAGGAGGCUCCUGAGGAUGUACCCAAUGGUGAGAUGCCAAGACAUUUACAGCUAUUCUGUGACAGGUAUUUGUGUGAGAAGGUUGUUCCUGGUAAUAGAGUGACCAUCAUUGGAGUCUAUUCCAUCAAGAAGGCUGGACCAGUUUCCAAGCGUACACGUAAGAACAAGGUAGCAGUAGGAAUCCGUAACCCUUACAUCCGUGUUGUUGGUAUUGAAGUUGAUCAGGAAGGGUUAGGAAGGACUAGUGCUGCCCAUCAGGUUACUCCUCAAGAAGAAGAAGAGUUCAGGCGUCUUUCUGCCAAUCCUAAUGUCUAUGACAUCAUCGCGCGUAGUAUAGCACCCUCUAUCUAUGGAAGUAUAGAUGUAAAGAAGGCGAUCUCAUGUCUGUUGUUUGGCGGAUCCCGUAAGCGUCUUCCUGAUGGUCUGAUACGCCGUGGUGACAUCAAUCUCCUGUUGCUAGGUGACCCUGGUACAGCUAAGAGUCAGCUUCUCAAGUUUGUAGAGAAGGUCUCUCCUAUUGGGGUUUACACAUCAGGAAAAGGAAGCAGUGCUGCUGGUCUUACUGCAUCAGUUAUGAGGGAUCCAGCAACACGAAACUUCAUCAUGGAAGGUGGAGCUAUGGUGUUGGCGGAUGGCGGUGUUGUUUGUAUUGACGAGUUUGACAAGAUGAGAGAGGAUGAUCGUGUAGCUAUUCAUGAGGCUAUGGAACAACAAACGAUCUCCAUUGCCAAGGCAGGGAUUACCACUACACUGAACUCAAGGGCAUCGGUUCUGGCUGCGGCCAACUCAGUCUUUGGACGAUGGGAUGAUACUAAAGGGGAUGAGAACAUAGACUUCAUGCCUACCAUCCUGUCUCGUUUUGACAUGAUCUUCAUUAUAAAAGAUGAGCAUGAUGAAGCUAGAGAUAUGAGACUAGCCAAGCAUGUGAUGGGUGUACACAUGCAUGCACAGGUUACUGCUACAGCUCAAGAGGGAGAACUAAGCCUAAAUUUCCUCAAGAAAUACAUUGGAUUCAUUCGCAACAAAUGUGGACCACGCAUCUCUAACGCUGCUGCUGACAAACUGAAGAAUCGUUAUGUCUUGAUGAGAAGUGGAGCUAGAGAUCAUGAGAUGGAGACUGAUAGGAAGACUAGCAUACCAAUCACUGUCAGGCAACUUGAAGCCAUCAUCCGUAUAUCAGAAUCCCUUGCUAAGAUGAAGCUGAAACCUUUUGCCAGUGAGGAAGAUGUAGAUGAAGCUUUGAGACUCUUCCAGGUUUCUACGCUAGAUGCUGCUAGGACUGGAAACCUGUCUGGUGUUGAAGGCUUUACAACCCAAGAGGAUCAAGAUGAGUUGAAUCAUAUUGAAAGACAGCUGAAGAGGAGGUUUGCCAUUGGCUCUCAGGUUUCAGAACAUUGUAUCAUCCAAGACUUCCUUAGACAGAAAUACCCGGAACGUUCCAUCCAGAAGGUGAUAUACCUUAUGAUGCGCAGAGGUGAGGUCCAGUAUCGAAUGCAACGAAAGAUGCUCUACCGUAUCAAGUGAAUAUAACCUCUACAGCCAUCUUUACCCUAAUACAAGGAGUCCUUGAGAUGUCUAUUUCACAAAGCAGGUCUCGGUUUAAAGACAUACCAGGGAAACAAUAUGCCAGCCUUGGGGCGAUGUUGACCCCCUAAAUGCCCUUAAAAACCUAGAAAAACUUCAAAGAGAGCCCCUGUAAUUCCUAUUCGUUCUGAUGUAAACCUGAAUACAUUGUAUCAAGUUAGGGCUUAUGGAAAUUACCUACUAUACACCUUAGUAUAUAUAAUAUUAGUAAGUAUAAUAUUAGGUGGGUAGGACAUUUAAUGACCAUUUGCCUGGAACCUUGGUCUUAUACCAGAUGUAUUUACAAGUGGUAUUGACUGAUUCAUCAGAAAUCAUUUGCUUUUAAGUCAUUGAUAUGAUCGAUAAUUGAUUGAGAUAAUAUAUUGAUAUUGCUAUUUUGAUACUGACAAAGCUAUUCAAUAUCUCAUUGUCGUGUAAAUGUUUGUAGCAUAGUGUAAAUAUUUAUGAAAAAUAUUAUAAACUAUACCAAUAUAUCUUCUUGGUAGAGAAAAUCCCUCGCCAAAUAUUGAGUCAAUAUAAUUGAUAUGAAAUUGAUCUUAAGACUGUUGUCAGUCCAAAUUACUCUUAUAAAGUCAUAUUUGGUUUCUCAUGCACUAUUAAAUUAAAAGCUGGAAUCCAUUCUCGAUGGUGUUUCAUGUUAUUUUGAAGUCAUGCAUAAAGUUACAAUUUGAAUAUGAAUUAUAUGAUUAUGAUUGAAUAUGUAUGACAAAUGAUGAGGUAAAAAAUUGUCCCUACAUUUGAACAAAACUGCGAAUAAUUCACAUUUUGUCCAAGAAGUAUGCUUUGCUGUAAAACUGUUUGAAUGUCAUAUCUUCAUAUUCUAAUUUAAGCUAUUCUGAUGAUGAAUGAGAAAUUUAUUUUGGUUCCUAUGUUUAUCCUGUGUAACAAAUCUCUACUCAUUAACAAGCUAAUGUGCGAGAUUUAAUUCACUUAGAGCAAAAAUUACUUGUGGAUGCCACUCUGGCUCAUGUCAGAUGAAUCGUGUUGUAUAAAUGUAAUAAAGUCUACUUUGUGUGUAGCAUUUUGUAAAAUUAUAUUUGAUAUACCGAGUUUAUUGAUAAAUAUCCCAUUGUAAGUUUGUAAAUAAAGUCUUUUGUAAGCCUUA